AUGGGGAGGGUUAAGUUAAAGAUAAAGAGAUUAGAGAGCACUAGCAAUCAACAAGUGACCUAUUUGAGAAGAAGGAAUGGAAUCUUGAAGAAAGCUAAAGAAUUAUUCAUAUUAUGUGACAUUGACAUUGUCCUUCUCAUGUUUUGUCCAACUGGAAAGGCAACAUUAUUCCGCAGAGAGCGCAGCAACAUUCAAGAGGUUAUUACAAAAUUCGCUCAACUGACACCACAAGAAAGGACAAAAAGCUCAUUGGAGAGCCUUGAAGCACCGAAGAAAACCUUUAAGAAGUUGGACCAUGAUGUAAAUAUACAAGACUUUUUGGGUUCAAGCACUCAAUGAAUUGAGGAAUUAUCCAACCAAUUGAGGAUGAUGCGAGCUCAACUUACAGAAGCACACAAGAGACUGAGGUGCAACUUUGAAGCUCAUAUUUGUUAAAGUAUUACCUUCCCUCCCCCUCCCCCCUUUUGUUUUUGGUCUUGUGAAUCAUAAAAUUUGCAUGAUAUAGUUAUGCCUCGAAAAGCCCAAUCAAUUAAAUUUUGCAAUAUAAUUUUGUCUACAUUGUUUUGUUCUAGGUUAAGAUAAACUUAAUACAAUGUUUAUAGA
Messenger RNA from Camellia sinensis, 603 nucleotides. Lineage: Eukaryota; Viridiplantae; Streptophyta; Magnoliopsida; Ericales; Theaceae. The record is from RefSeq and is a predicted model, not a curated record.